Messenger RNA from Camellia sinensis, 678 nucleotides. NCBI's taxonomy places the organism in Eukaryota, Viridiplantae, Streptophyta, Magnoliopsida, Ericales, Theaceae. The record is from RefSeq and is a predicted model, not a curated record.
UCAGGCCUGGCGACUUUUAACUCUACCUUGACUAGGUGUAGUCAAGGCAAUGUUAGGGGCAUCAAGGAGUGGAAUACAGGUGCUAGGAUGGACAUCCAAUUUGACAGUACAUUCCAGCCGGUAGGGGAUCAAGAUGCCUCCUUGAAUGGCCAACUUGGACAGAUAGUGCGUAACGGCACCAAAUUCCCCUCACAUAUGGAGAUAUCGACUCAAAACUCUUGCAAUUGGGAGCCUCGUGGCCCACCUCUUACGAUGGGGCAGACACACUUCUCGCAGAUACAACAUCAAGACGGGUAUAAUUGGCAACUCUUUGACAAGCCCGAGUCCCUCCAGGCGACACAACUUGGGUAUUUUCAGACAUAUGGGGGAGAUGCGCCUCAGAGUGCAGUGUACAGACAUGGUGUGGGCUGCAAUUUAUCCCAAUUACAACUUGAGCAACACUAUUCCUCUGGAUCUGUAAUAAAGAAGAAGAAGAAGAAGAAGAAGAAGAAGAAGAAGAUGACAGAGAAAUUCUUAUCUCCAGCAAUCAGGGAGAAGCUGCGAGACCAGUUUUGUCAGCUUAAGCAGACUCUACACAAAGAUGUGAUUGAUGUUGUGAAACCAAUAGUUGCUCUUGAAACAGCGUGCUACAAUGGAGGUUAUUCAGUGGAUGACUUUAUGGAAUACAUUCAAGGAUGA